Musa acuminata AAA Group (dessert banana) is the source of this 936-nucleotide messenger RNA. RefSeq lists its product as uncharacterized. Bases 1 to 936 code for a protein of 311 amino acids. The record is from RefSeq and is a predicted model, not a curated record. Lineage: Eukaryota; Viridiplantae; Streptophyta; Magnoliopsida; Zingiberales; Musaceae. The transcript has a single exon.
AUGGCGCUAUAUGGGACUUCUGACUCCUUGAUGUGCAGGGCAUUCCCAACGACCUUGAGGGGACCGGCCCGCGCAUGGUACAGCGGCCUCAAGACCGGGACCAUCUCUUCCUUCGAUCAACUCGCCCGAGACUUCGAGCUCAACUUCCUCGCCUACGCCCGUCCGAAGCCGUCCGUGGCGUUGCUCCUCGAACUCAACCAAAGGGAGGACGAGCCCCUCUCCCACUUCGUGAACCGUUUUACGACGCAGAUCCGAGGGCUCUCGGACGCUCACCCUUCUCUAUUGAUGCAGGCAUUCAUGAUAGGCCUGCGGCCCUCCAGGUUCUUCUGGUCUCUAGUGGAGCGACCUCCCACGACGGUACCCGAGAUGCUCCAACGGGCGAGCCACUUCGUCGCCGCGGAGGCGUGGAUGGCUGGGAGACACGAGGAACACAAGGGGAUCAAGCCGGAGCCACCCCGGCAACAGCAACCCGCUGCGUCUCGGCGUAGGUUGGACCGAUCCGACCCGCCAACAUCGAGGCCCCCUCUCCCAGCCUUGAACUCAUCCCGAACGGAAAUAUUCCUCCACAUAAGGGAAAAGGGACUGCUCAAAGAACCUUACCCGAUAAGGAGUCCACGGGCGCUGGCGGACCAAUCGAAGCACUGCCGCUUCCACCGGCAACAUGGGCACGACACUGAACAGUGUCGGGAGCUAAAGAGGCAGAUCGAGGAGCUCAUUCGUAGGGGACACCUCGGCCAGCACCUCCGACCGGACAAGGAACCUUCACCACGCCCGGAGGGUCCCAUCGAACGACACAUCGACGUAAUAGCUGGCGGCCCCAUGUCUGGUUGGGUUUCCAUGACCAGAAGAAAGGCGUACGCUAGAGCCGCUCCGGCCGAAGCUCCCAGACACGGGCCCGAGCCUAACGUCACCUUCCCGGCCGGGACAUCCGAAUAG